Molecule: messenger RNA, 1515 nt
Organism: Fusarium keratoplasticum
Lineage: Eukaryota; Fungi; Ascomycota; Sordariomycetes; Hypocreales; Nectriaceae
Product: Acyl-transf-3 domain-containing protein
Exons: 1
Coding region: 1-1515 (504 amino acids)
Biological process (GO): polysaccharide biosynthetic process
Cellular component (GO): membrane
Molecular function (GO): acyltransferase activity, transferring groups other than amino-acyl groups
Source: RefSeq, a predicted model, not a curated record
AUGUCGCCCCCAAGCAGCGGUCUCCUCGACAGUGUCGAAGACUGGGACGAGAUCAAGGCUGACCUCAACCCCGACUGGGCCCUCAACAAAGAAUGGAAGUCAUACUGGAAACCAGCGCCAGCAGGCGGAAAACUGCAGCAAGCCAUCAAAAGAGUCAGAUCUUUUAUUCGAGCAAGAUCAUUACCCUCGCCUGAGAAGCUGCGCCCAACUGCCUAUUUGGAUGGGCUCCGGGGCUUUGCAGCCCUGCUCGUCUACUUUCACCACCAUGAGCUCUGGGCGCACGAGAUCAGUAAACAGACUCCCAUCUUUGAGAAUGGCUUUGGGUAUGAGGGAAACUAUUACUUUGUUUCCCUGCCUGGCAUCAGACACUUCUUCUCUGGAGGCCAUUACGCCGUGUCGACCUUCUUCGUCAUCUCGGGCUACGUCUUGUCGCUGAAGCCCCUCACCUUGAUCCAAGCCGGUGAACACCUUCAACUUGGCGACAACCUCGCCUCUGCACUCUUCAGACGCUGGCUCCGCCUCUUUCUCCCACUCAUCAUGGCAUUGCUCAUCUACAUCACGACAUGGCACCUAUUCGGCAUCUGGGUUCGCGACAUUGAUCAGCAAAAGACGUGGUUCGCCGAAGUUCGAGAAUUCUACAAGGAGUUCAAGAACUUUAGCUUCAUCUACAAAGUCGGCGGCGCACCGUGGCUCAGCCACGAUAGACACCUGUGGUCCAUACCCGUCGAGUUCAGAGGAUCCAUCGCCAUCUACGCGGCCAUGCAGGCCUUUUCACGCUGCACGCGAAAUGCUCGGCUAUGGUGCGAGGUCGGUCUUAUCGUGUACUUUAUGUACAUCACUGAUGGGUCGCACUACGCCAUGUUUACUGCUGGCAUGCUGCUCUGCGACUUGGACCUGUUGGCGAAGAGGGGAGAGCUGCCACGCUUCCUGGCACGUCUUGACUCAGUGAAGGAGUUCAUCUAUUACCACCUCCUCGUCUUCAGUCUGUUCCUUGGCGGAGUCCCCUCCGAGAACCGCGAGAUUGACCAGCUUGCAAAGAACCGUGGCUGGUACUAUCUAUCAGCUCUCAACCCUCAAGCCGUCUACGACUACAAGUGGUUCUACCUCUUCUGGGCCGCCGUGUUCCUGGUGGCUUCCAUCCCUCGAAUCCUGUGGCUCAAGGGCUUCUUCGAGACAAGAUUUUGCCAAUAUCUUGGCCGCAUCUCUUUUGCCCUGUACCUGGUCCACGGGCCAGUGCUCUGGACCCUUGGCGACAGGCUAUACCUGGCCACGGGUUGGCAGAAUGGGGACCUGAUGAAGGGCAUCCCCCACUGGGCAGAUAAGCUACUACUGCCGAGAACAGGGCCAUUGGGCCUGGAGAUUUCAUUCCUAAUGCCGCAUCUCAUCCUUAUGCCGUUGACCUUCGGCUUGGCUGAGCUGACGCACAGGUUUAUCGACACACCCAGUGUCAAAUUUGCAUCAUGGCUCUACAAGAAGGCCGUGGGGGAGUCACCCGGCAAGCAAGCACGAUCUUAG